CUUGGUUUCCCUUCCUUGUUCCCUCAGUUUCAAAUGAAUCAUUAUGUUCCUGCAGUAGAUGGAGGACAGUUCCAGUGAUAAUACCACUCCCAUCCAAACUAAGGAUUACUACAGAAUUUUGGAGGUUGAUUAUGAUGCAACUGAUGAGAACAUCAGACUAAAUUACCGAAGGCUUGCUCUGAAGUGGCAUCCUGAUAAGCACAAUGGUGGCAGUCACGUUACAGCAAAGUUUCAAGAGAUUAACGAAGCUUACGAAGUGUUGAGUGAUCCUGCUAAGCGACUUGACUAUGAUCUAACCGGCAUCUGUGAGAUUGAAAAGUAUACUUUACCGGAAUAUCUUGGCAGAUUUAGAGGAAUGAUACUUACCUGCAAUGGCCUGGGUAUUAGUCAUGCAUCAACAUGGUCACAAGAAUUGGUGGAAACUGAUGGCUUAGCAGAGAAAUCAGCCUUAUAACUAAGAAGUCAAAACUCAAACAGCUCACAUGAAUGCAACAUGAGGGAGAUUCACAGUUGGAUGUUGGUCGAUUUGGCUACGCUAAAUUUCAAGUUAUAACCUGGAGUAGUAAGAAUUUUAUCUGAUCUGGUUUAUCUCAUUGGUCGAUGAGGAGCUUUUUGAGGAGCAUGCCAACGUCUCUGCAAGUGGUUCCAUCCAACUCAUUGAUUGGAGCCAAUGUGUGAGGAGAGAUGGUGUAUGGUAGGCUGACGAGGAAGGGGAUGCAGUUGGGUCCGGAGAUGG
This is a messenger RNA of Argentina anserina (silverweed cinquefoil), 736 nucleotides long. RefSeq lists its product as uncharacterized. The record is from RefSeq and is a predicted model, not a curated record. NCBI's taxonomy places the organism in Eukaryota, Viridiplantae, Streptophyta, Magnoliopsida, Rosales, Rosaceae. Gene Ontology annotation, cellular component: nucleus; cytoplasm. The transcript has 7 exons. Bases 59 to 454 code for a protein of 131 amino acids.